This is a messenger RNA of Durusdinium trenchii, 1596 nucleotides long. Lineage: Eukaryota; Dinophyceae; Suessiales; Symbiodiniaceae. The record is from the annotation of a GenBank genome assembly.
GAACGCUGCUGCACAACGCGUUGAUGAAUUUGGGCUUCAACCCCUGGACAGCUCCGGAGGACCAUCUGCAGCUCUUGAUGUUUCACUUCAGUUUGUCCGUGGAGGCUCUUAAGGAUCUCUUGGUGAGGAUCUCGAGCCCUCCGUGGACCAAGCAGCUCCAAUCCAAGGAGCAGUACGAUGCAGUCUCCAAGUUUUUUCGCAGCCGUGCACGAGGUGGAGAGACACCGAGCGCCGGCGGUCAAAGCGGCGCUCGGUACCCGCUCCUCGAGAGCCGGAACUUCCACCGGAUCCUCACCGAAGAGGUCUCCCAGCACCUGAGCCCCGCGGUCUUACGGGUGCUGGGCGUGGCGCGGGGCAUCCAGAUCUGCCAGGAGGAUCCGCGCGCGCCCUUUCGCGCGGCUCGACAGCUGCCGGACGCGCUGUUCGCCGAUCUGGAGCGCAACGCCUAUCGGGUCUUGGGAUGCCAAAUGCAUUGCCUGAGGAGGAGCUUUCGACAAGAGGUGAGGGUGGUGGACAUGCUUCAAUCCGAUGGACCUUGUCCCUGCAAGAUGGUGGCCAGCUGUUCCGACAGCCUUUACGAGCACUGCAAAGCCAAUGCAUUGCCUUCACGCAGCGCCACGGGCCGGUGGAUGGCGCGAUGUUGGCUGCACUGUGCCAAAGGAUGGCCUCGCGAGGCGACCUACGACCCGGACACGGCACAGAUCAUCGCGGAGGAGUUCGUCGCACACAAGUUUGAGGUGACCGACUUCACGAUGAAAGUCCUGGUCGAUUUGACCAAUCUGGGCUACGAAGAGGGCCCCAUGCUCUUCCUCAAUGCCGUGAAUCGACAUCUGGACAUCUCCUCCGGCUUGGAACAUUUGCUUCUUCGACGGCAAAUCGGUCGACCGGGGCCGUAUGUGCGACCCGAAGGUGCUGGGUGGCAGGACGAUGCGCGCUGAACCACCCGGGCGACAUGCCGAAGAUGGAUCGACACUCUAAUGCAUAGACUGUUAGAUGAGGCUUUUCGGAUCCCCCCCCCACGAUUCCCCAGGCCUCUACGCUUCUACACAGACGAUGUCCAGGGGGAUAAGCCAGUUCCUCAAGCCGUGGUUGUUUGUGUUCUGGGCACUGCCCGAAUUGGCUGCAGGACUCAGCCGUCGCGUGGUGAGAUCGGUUUCAGAUCCAGCACCAAGGAGGGAACAGGUGGUGACCGACAUUGUGGUAUUUUCCGACGUGUUGUCCAUCCCAUCCCGAACGAGUUUGUGCUGGAUUGGCUUUAUUCUCUCUCCCAAGGACGUGCCUUUGGAACAUGAUCCGAACCAGGCCGAUCGGGCUCGAGCGAUGGCUCCACUGUGCGGCGCAGCAGUGUCGAAGCUCCCUGGUGCGUUUCGCACUGCGGCUGGGCGCUGAGGCGGCGGCGAAACCCGCUUCCGCUCCCACUCGCCGCGUGGGGGGCGAAGGGUUUUCCACCGAAAGAAGCCAUCCUCAUAGGGGGUGCCCGGUGGCUGGAUGGUGAUGUGGUCGGAUGGGAGCGGAUGGUCGGUGAGGCACCCGCCCUGCUUCUUUUUUUUGCUGGCCAGUCCGGAGGGCGUGGAAGGCAUCGGACCAAAAGCUGAG